Messenger RNA from Periophthalmus magnuspinnatus, 3147 nucleotides. RefSeq names its product mitogen-activated protein kinase kinase 4b (gene map2k4b). The transcript is spliced from 13 exons. The coding region runs from base 97 to 1359 and encodes 420 amino acids. Gene Ontology annotation, molecular function: JUN kinase kinase activity; ATP binding. The record is from RefSeq and is a predicted model, not a curated record. Gene Ontology annotation, biological process: protein phosphorylation; MAPK cascade. NCBI's taxonomy places the organism in Eukaryota, Metazoa, Chordata, Actinopteri, Gobiiformes, Gobiidae.
GUGUCCCGUCUGGAGCACAGAGGGCGAACUCCACUCUGCAGUCUGCACAGUGCACUGCAGCCUGAGCGCUGCCUGCUGCCGGAAUCCACCACAACAAUGGCGACUCCCAGUCCGGACAGCAGCUCUACGGGCUCAAACAGCGGCGGCGUUGUGGGCUCCGCGUCGCACCAAUUCCAACAGCACACCCAGAGCAGCAGCAUGCAAGAAGCCAACAGCUGCUGGAGAUGUCAGAAUGAAACAGGGUUUCAGAUAAGCCUGACAGGAGCGCCCCCAAGUAAACGGAAGGCUCUGAAGCUCAACUUUGCCAACCCCCCAGUGAAGCCCGCGUCUAGGUUGCCUCUGCACCCCACAGCCCCCACCUCCCACAACCCACACAUAGAGCGGUUGCGCACACACAGCCUGGAGUCCUCUGGGAAGCUGAAGAUCUCCCCAGAGCAGCACUGUGACUUCACUGCAGAGGACCUGAGAGACCUGGGAGAGAUUGGACGAGGGGCGUACGGCUCCGUGAACAAGAUGGUGCACAAGCCCACAGGACAGAUCAUGGCUGUCAAGAGGAUCCGCUCGACGGUGGAUGAGAAGGAGCAGAAGCAGCUGCUCAUGGACCUGGAUGUAGUGAUGAGGAGUAGCGACUGCCCCUACAUCGUGCAGUUCUAUGGUGCCCUCUUCAGGGAGGGUGACUGCUGGAUUUGUAUGGAACUUAUGGCUACCUCAUUAGACAAAUUCUACAAAUAUGUAUAUUGUUCAUUAGACGAUGUCAUUCCAGAGGAAAUAUUAGGCAGAAUAACAUUAGCGACGGUUAAAGCACUGAACCACUUAAAAGAAAACUUGAAAAUAAUCCACAGAGACAUCAAGCCUUCUAACAUUCUAAUGGACCGGCGGGGGAACAUAAAGCUUUGUGACUUUGGCAUCAGUGGUCAGCUGGUGGACUCCAUCGCCAAGACCAGGGACGCAGGCUGCAGACCCUACAUGGCGCCGGAGAGGAUAGACCCCAGUGCUUCUAGACAGGGUUAUGAUGUGCGCUCAGACGUGUGGAGCCUGGGCAUCACUCUGUACGAGUUAGCCACGGGCCGCUUCCCCUACCCCAAAUGGAACAGUGUGUUUGACCAGCUCACGCAGGUGGUGAAGGGAGAACCUCCACAGCUCAGUAACUCUGAGGACAGACAGUUCUCCCCCAAGUUUAUCAACUUUGUCAAUCUAUGCCUUACCAAGGAUGAAUCCAAAAGGCCAAAGUAUAAGGAGCUUCUGAAACACUCGUUCAUCCUGAUGUACGAGGAGCGCCCAGUGGACGUCGCCGGAUACGUGUGCCGCAUCCUAGACCAGAUCCCCUCCUCCCCCCUCUCCCCCAUGUAUGUGGACUGACUCAUCCUCACCCACACCCCCAUAUACCCCCAUGUACGUGGACUGAUACACCCCCAUGUGCAUGGACUAAUCCAUACUCCCUCAUCUCCCCCUUGUACAUGGACUGAUCCGUAUUCCCCCUCUCCCCCUUGUACAUGGACUGACCCAUCCUCCCCCUCUCCCCUAUGUUCGUAGACUGAUCCCCUCUCCCCCUUUUCCCACAAUGUACAUGGACCAUAGACUGUGUAUAGAAGUGGACUGAGACAGCGUGAUGUCACCCAUAGCUUUCGGCUGUGACCAAAUGAAUUGAGGCUAGUAGUUUUAGCGGCUAAUCCACUAUCACAACCCAUAUUUGAAAAUCCAAGAGCAUAAUCAAAGAGCCAAUCAGGAGUGAGGCUGUUAAAGUACCCUUCCUGGGCAGGCGCUUAGCAUCGAGCAGCAUUAGCACUCAAUCAAACUGGAUUGGUUUGUUAUUAAUGUUCAUAUCUCGAUUUAGGGACAAAAUAGUGAAAUAAAAACACCAGGAUCAUGUAGAGUUAAAGGGUUAAAACAAACAUUUUAAGGUCAGAAUGACGAUCCUGACAAAGGGAGAGGCCACCAUUUUACAGUAGAAGUUAACUGGAACAAGACUACAACCAUUUUGCACUCACUUUCACGGCAGCGGCUUCCGGGUGAGCUUAUCCAUUUAUAUAUACACUCUAUGAGACUGACCCAGCAUCCCCCAUCUCCCCAAUUUGCCUGGACUCUUCCUUCAUCCUCCCCUCCUCCCCCUCCCUCAUCACUUGACAUGUUCCAAAGAGCGACAGAACUCUGAUUGCCAGGUGCAAUUCUACCAUAGACAUUUUAAGCUUCACGUGGAAUCACUUUAGCAUUCAUCCAUGAGAGAAAACAAAAAAGUAAAAAAAAAAACCAAACAAACGUCAAAACAUGGUCUUAGUAAAAAUGCAUCUUUUGAAUCCACGAUAGAUAUGAACUCACCAUACGCAGAUCUACCAAAUAGGAGCGGAUAGGAGAGUGCUUUUGUGGCCUGUGAAUAUUAUGUACUCCCCCUACUGGACAGUGGCUUUACUUUGUUUGGAAUAUGCAAUCUGUGUCUUGGUCAAUGAUUCGAGUGUGUAUGUGACAGUAGAGCCAGUACACCCUCAGCUUCACCUGGGGAGAUCAAAUCUAUUCACAAACUUUAAAAAUUGCAUGGUAUUGCAAAAGGAAUGGCAUCUGGUUAAGAAUUGUAAGUCAUGUGUUUCAGAAGAGGGUAGUACUACUAUUUGUUUGGGUGUCUUAAAAUUGUACCUCAGACACCAUACUGACCAUACUACUGAGUAAUAUAUUUGACACUGUAACCUUGGUUGGGAAGAAUACUGAAUACAUCCAUUAAAAUAUAUUUUGCAGCAUAGUCCGUUACAUGGUCCAAUCAGUAAUACUUAGUUGUAUUAUAUUACAGUGUAAAAGUGAAACAUAGGACACUGCACCAACUUGUAUGCAUUUAUUUAUCACAGAUUAAUUGUGUGAUCUAGUACCACAGUAUAGUCCUUUGAUUUGAGAAAAGUAACUGUAUUAUGAAUGCCACCAAAUGAAAUAGUAACUGUACAUACACAGUUCCUUAAAGUUAGUAUUUUGGUACAUGUAUUUAGUUACUUCCCAACACUGUAACAGUACCUUUAUUUGAGUAAAAGUUUUGCUUUCUCUUCCUACUGUGAGCAGAUGUAAAGCAGUUUGUGGCCUAUCCUUUGAAAAGCCCAGAUUUGGUGCAUUUCAAAUCACAGUAUGCAAUUCUUUAGCCAAAACUUUAGACUAAAGUAAAAGCUUUUG